Molecule: messenger RNA, 1200 nt
Organism: Aureobasidium pullulans EXF-150
Lineage: Eukaryota; Fungi; Ascomycota; Dothideomycetes; Dothideales; Saccotheciaceae
Product: PLP-dependent transferase
Exons: 3
Coding region: 1-1200 (399 amino acids)
Biological process (GO): biosynthetic process
Molecular function (GO): pyridoxal phosphate binding
Source: RefSeq, a predicted model, not a curated record
AUGGUACAAAUCAAGCCUUUUGCUGUCGAGCAGUGGAUGGACAAGUACGAAACAACUGCAAAGUACAACAUCGCAGAGACAUGUGCUGCAUCAGUAUCGAUCAAUGAACUACGCGAGCUAUCCGAGGACAAGAAUGCGGACAUCAUCGAUCUGUCUACUGUGAUGAACUACGGAGAUAUUCGAGGCAACGAGAAACUGCGAGAGAACCUUGCCAGGCUAUACUCUUCUAGAUCAAGCAAUCCGCUACCCAAAGACAACAUCUUGAUCCAACCUGGAGCCAUUUCGUCCAACGCCUUGGUACUCUACUCUCUGAUUGGUCCUGGAGACCAUGUUAUUUGCCAUUACCCUACCUACCAACAGCUAUACGAUUACCCAGCAUCUUUGGGUGCAGAAGUUGAACUAUGGAAGGCCACACCGGAGAAGCAAUGGGAACCAGACUUUGAAGAGCUCAAGAGCAUGAUCAAGUCUAACACCAAGAUGAUCAUCUUGAACAACCCAAACAACCCUAGCGGCGCAGUGUUGAAGAAGACAUUGCUACAGAACAUCGUCGAAUUGGCCCAGGAGAUGAAUAUUAUCAUCCUCUCCGACGAAGUCUACCGUCCCUUGUUCCAUGGCAUCACUCCCGCAGAAAACGAGUUCCCUCCUUCCAUUUUAUCCAUGGGUUAUGAGAAUACCAUUUGUACCGGCUCGCUCUCAAAAGCCUACUCCUUGGCUGGUAUCAGGACUGGCUGGAUCGCAUCACGCAGCCGAGACAUCAUCGAGAAGUGCGCGGAGGCUCGCGAUUACACAACAAUCAGUGUAAGCAUCCUGGAUCAACAAGUUGCUGCUUUUGCUCUGGACCAAAACUGCAUACACAGUUUGCUAGGCAGGAACAUUGCGCUUGCACGUACCAACUUGGAGCUGCUAGAGCGGUUCGUCAUCAAGCAUGACGAGUACUGCACAUGGGUCAAGCCGGUAGCAGGAACAACCGCUUUCAUCAAGUUUAGUCGAGAUGGCCAACCCGUCGAUGCCAGAGAACUGUGCAAGCAGUUGCAAGAGAAGGUAGGUGUCAUGUUCCUUCCUGGCGACUGUUUCGGCGAGGAGUUCAAGGGAUAUGUCAGAAUUGGAUAUGUGAACAGGACAGAGAUCAUCAAGGAAGGAUUGGAACAGGCGAGGUUGUUCAUGCGAAAAGAGUUUGACGACAUCCCUCUUGCAAGCUGA